AUCACUAGUGAUGGAAUGAAUAUUCCAAACAGUUUGAUCCUCGAUUUGAUCAAAAUACGUUAGCCUUGAAAUAAUUGUUUUUCAUUAAACGUCAAAAAAUUUGUAGUGCAAAGUUGACCUACAAUAAUUGUACUAACGUUAAAAUGAGUGAAUCAAGUGAUUCGAAUAUAGAGUUUCCAAAUACUCCACCUGAAAUUACGCAAUGUGCCAAUAAUGUAGUAGAAAAUCUCUUACCACAGCAAUCAAGACAUGUAUAUGAAAAAUAUUACAAGCUUUUUAUGGACUGGAGAGAAUCAAAUAAAGCGCAAUCUUUCUCUGAAAACGUUUUAUUGGCUUUUUUCCACUAUUUGGCAAAAAAAUGGAAGUCGUCAACUUUAUGGAAAAUAUAUUCGAUGAUGAGAGCAACGCUCAAUGCAAAACACGACGUUGAUAUUUCUAAGUUUGUGAAGCUUAGAGCAUUUUUAAAACGCAGUUCAGAUGGGUACUUACCAAAAAAAUCAACCGUGUUUACGACAGUAAAUGUAAAGAAAUUCUUAGAAACCGCUCCGGAUGAUAUAUAUUUAGCAACAAAGGUAGCCCUUGUGAUUGGUAUUACUGGAGCUUGUCGUAAAAAUGAACUUUACAACAUAAAAAUGACACACAUAAAGGAUUUAGACUCUGCAAUAUUAUUUGAUAUUCCCAAUACAAAAACCAAAACACCAAGACAAUUUACAAUAACGGGUGAAUUUUACAAUAUUGUGAAGAAAUAUGCUGCAUUAAGACCGGCAGACGUUCCCUCUGAUAACUUUUUUGUGAAUUAUCAAAAAGGAAAAUGUACGAAGCAAGUCAUUGGGAUUAACAAAUUGGGAAAUAUGCCCAAGCAAAUUGCAACUUUCCUUAAUCUAGAAAACCCGCAAAAUUACACCGGUCACUGCUUUCGCCGUACAUCGGCUACUAUGUUAGUAGAUGCAGGAGCGGAUAUCACAACAUUAAAAAGACAUGGCGGGGGGAAGUCGUCGGAGGGUGCGGAAGGAUACGUGGAUAAUUCGCUACAAAAUCGUAUUAACGUCGCCAGUAAGAUCGUGACUUCAGUCAUUGGGUCAGAUUCAUUGUUUGUACCCUCAAGUUCCAACGUUCACACAACAGUGUCCUCGUCAUCCACUAAUCAAGCAGUUGUGGAAAACUCUACAGCAAACAUUUGUAAUACACCAAUUCUCAACUUUCAUAAUUGUCAGAAUACCAUAAAUAUCACAAUUAAUAAAAAUUAAAGUUUCCUUCUUAUUCCUUCUUGCAUUUAAUUUAUUUCUUG
Molecule: messenger RNA, 1288 nt
Organism: Photinus pyralis (common eastern firefly)
Lineage: Eukaryota; Metazoa; Arthropoda; Insecta; Coleoptera; Lampyridae
Exons: 2
Coding region: 144-1247 (367 amino acids)
Biological process (GO): DNA integration; DNA recombination
Molecular function (GO): DNA binding
Source: RefSeq, a predicted model, not a curated record